AUCAGCAAUCGUGCACCUACCUUUGACAUGGAUUUGUCUGACUUUAUGGAUGGAGAUGAACCAAUUUCUUAUGAAAAAGCAAGGAAGUUCUUUGCUCAGGAUCCAGCACAAAAGUGGGCAGCAUAUGUUGCUGGGACAAUAUUGGUAUUGAUGACAGAACUUGGUGUGCGUUUUGAGGAUAGCCUCAGCUUCCUGGUUUCUUCGGCUGUGCCUGAAGGUAAAGGUGUCUCUUCAUCUGCUGCUGUGGAGGUGGCAAGCAUGUCCGCAAUAGCUGCUGCCCAUGGACUGAGUAUCGAUCCGCGAGAUCUUGCUAUACUCUGCCAAAAGGUUGAGAAUCACAUUGUUGGAGCUCCAUGUGGUGUUAUGGAUCAGAUGACUUCAUCCUGUGGGGAAGCCAACAAACUUUUGGCCAUGAUCUGCCAACCUGCAGAAGUAGUUGGGCUUGUUGAGAUUCCCAACCAUGUCAGAUUUUGGGGAAUUGAUUCCGGAAUUCGACACAGCGUUGGAGGUGCAGACUAUGGGUCAGUCAGAGUUGGUGCCUACAUGGGGAGAAAGAUGAUAAAGUCAAUGGCAUCUUCUAUUCUGUCACAAUCAGUGUCAAGUGCUAAUGGAGGCAACUCGGAUGAACUAGAGGAUGAAGGGAUUGACUUACUUGAGAUGGAAGCUUCUUUAGACUACUUGUGCAACUUGUCGCCUCACAGAUAUGAAGCCCGUUAUGCAGAUAAGGUUCCAGAUACCAUGCUGGGUCAGACAUUCAUUGAGGAAUACUUGGAUCACGAUGAUCCAGUCACAGUGAUUGAUGGAAAGCGGUCUUACAGUGUUAGAGCUCCAGCCAGACACCCUAUAUACGAAAACUUCCGGGUCAAGACUUUUAAAGCUCUAUUGACUUCUGCAACAUCAGAGGAGCAACUUACUGCUCUUGGGGGACUUCUUUAUCAGUGUCACUAUAGCUACAGCGCGUGCGGACUAGGAUCGGAUGGAACUAACCGGCUGGUGCAGUUAGUACAAGGGAUGCAGCAUAACAAGUCUAAAUCCGAGGAUGGAACUUUGUAUGGAGCCAAAAUCACAGGCGGGGGAUCAGGUGGAACAGUCUGCGUCAUAGGCCGCAAUUCAUUGCGUAGCAGCCAACAAAUUCUCGAGAUUCAGCAGAGAUACAAAGCUGCGACAGGGUAUUUGCCACUGAUAUUCGAAGGUUCGUCACCAGGAGCUGGCAAGUUUGGUUACCUCCGAAUCCGACGUCGUAUCUCUCUCUGAUUCCAUUCAACGUCUCCUUAAUUUGAUAAACUUAUUUAUUUAUUCCUUAUGCUACGUUUCAUUGAAUCUCACAAAUAAGUAGGUCGUCGUUGUUCUCCACUUUCAAAAUAAUAAUAAUGAUAUAUAUAUACACAAACGCUAUUUUAAACAAA
Molecule: messenger RNA, 1406 nt
Organism: Camelina sativa (false flax)
Lineage: Eukaryota; Viridiplantae; Streptophyta; Magnoliopsida; Brassicales; Brassicaceae
Source: RefSeq, a predicted model, not a curated record